GGCUUUCGGAAUCUUGACCACACCGGUAGAAUCCUGUUCCUACCAGACCUUCAAGCUUCAAGCUUCAGGCAGCGCUGCUCCUCGUAGCACAUACGCGUCAUCGCAGGUCUUGCUGCUUGAGGCGUUUCGCCUGCUUUAAUCCGCGUUGUUUUUAAGUGCCCGUUACAUCUCCAAGAAUAUCCUCUCACUCGAAUCAUCCCCUUCCUUCACGGAAAGUUGCUUGCGACAUUUAUUUCACCUAGACAGAUUCGAGUCGUUUGCGGAGAGAUCAUCGCGCAUAUACACGUACUCGCAUACACCGACGCACACGGUUACACUCGAGCCUUGCUGUUCGCACCAGGAGUAGCAUCGCUUACUGUAUCGCCAUGGACAUCAAUACCACGAUAUGGGUUCCCGCUUCAUCGGAGAAAAGAGAGAAGAAGGCACUUCUCCUUCACGAGCUCACGUGCAGUGCGCAAAGUUGGCACGCGAUCGCGCGCGAACUCGUCCAGCGUGAUUACACAGUUCUCGCACCAGACCUUCCAGGUCACGGUCUUGGACCCCGCCUCGACUAUUAUGCGAUAUCAGAGAUCGAGCGCGUCGUACGGCAUCAUCUCACGUUCGACCUUACGCUUGUGAUUGGUCAUGGCUUCGGUGCCCUUGUCUUGCUCGCACUCAUCCCCGCACUUAUCUCGCACCCACGCCCGCCACUGAUCGUUCUGAUCGACCCGCCACUCACGCUCGACAAGACUGCGAUAGCCGCUUACAAGACCAUGCUUGGCGUUCCCGGAGAAGCGACGUAUCCAAAAAAUUACGAGGAUGCGUGGCCCAGCUGGAAGCGGGAAGACAAGCUCGCGAAAGCGUAUGGUGAGAUGAGCUGUGAUCCUGAAAUGAUCCGCCAGCUAUUCUCUAAAUCCAAUUGGUCGUUCUCGUACCUCCUCUCCAUCGUCCCACGGAAUGUCCGACUCCGCAUUAUCCACGGUGACCCCGCUCUCGGUUCCUUGUUUGGACCCACCGACUACGCAUAUACACAGUUGGCUGGUAAGAGCGCGUGUCACACCUCACACUGGAUCGUGCAAGAGGACCCCGAUGCAAUCAUCGACGCCGUCAUGAACCUCGAGCACACUGGCUGUCGGGGACCAUCAUCCCCAGAGCCGGUCGCAUCGCUCUAACCCAGGGCCCUCUUUGCCUCGCGCUUGGGCUGGACGGCGCUGGGAGCAAAGGAGGGGUCAGGGGUUAAUAGGGGCCUCCGAAAAAACCGGACAUGUGCUGUGCGCAACGGAAGAACCCGACAGGCGCGACCGAGCCUGCCCGAACAUAUGGGGAUGGGCAACCACAGCUAGCUGGAGCAUGUGGGAAAAGUGUCUCGCUUACCCGAUUAGGGGCAUUCGCGGUGAGACUGCUUCGACAACAUUGAGUAGGCAGCAUUCAAAAAUCAACUCAUUCUCCAAGCGUGAAGCUACAAAGCCAGGGAUGGUACAGAUCGAAA
Molecule: messenger RNA, 1468 nt
Organism: Coniophora puteana RWD-64-598 SS2
Lineage: Eukaryota; Fungi; Basidiomycota; Agaricomycetes; Boletales; Coniophoraceae
Product: alpha beta-hydrolase
Exons: 3
Coding region: 366-1151 (261 amino acids)
Source: RefSeq, a predicted model, not a curated record